GCAGGUGCUGAGUGGCUGUCCGCUGAGCUCGGCUGGUGUCUGUUUCUGUUUGUAAACACCACUUGAGCGGAGGCAAGCGUGGAGAGACGGUGUAGCAAUGGCAGAGAAGGAUGACGAUGAAAUAAUCGAGCACCACGUCUGCGAGGAAAUGGAAAAGAAAACGAAUCGCAAUCUAGAUUCCCAUUCAUUUCUAGAAAGUGUAACCCCAUCGGAGAAAGAGGGAAGCAGUAGUACGCAGUCUUCGCACCGGCUACUGGCGUAUAGUGAUGCGCUCAUUUCUAUCAUCGCCACUGUCAUGAUUCUACCGGUUUCACAUACACAAAUAGAGCCAGACAAGGAACUGCAAGAAAGUUUACAACGGGUUUUAGCAGCAAAAAUUGCAGUGUACCUGACAACCUUCCUAAUAGUUACUGUGGCCUGGUCAGCACAUGUAAGGUUGUUUCAAGUGAUUGAACGCAUAGAUGACUUUUUGGCACUUCUUAACUUGGCAUGUAUGAUGCUAAUAACUUUCCUGCCAUAUACAUUUUCACUGAUGGUGACCUUUCAACAAGAUUCCUUUGGAAUACUAUUGUUUUGCUGUUGUGCUAUAGUUAUUGGUCUAAUUCAGGCUGUUAUUGUUGUUUAUGGAUUUGACCGACCCCAUCUACUGAAUGGCCAAAUUCAAAUAUCUGAAAACCAGACCUUCUACAAAUACCAUAUCUUAAAGAUUAUCUUGAGAGUUCCAGUUUUCUGCUUUUUGGCUGGGAUAUUUUCCUUUAUAUAUACCCCUCUUUCAUAUGUUCUCCUUGGAGUGGUUAUAUUCCUUCCUUACAUUACUCAUCCUUUAAAAUGGUGUUGGGCCAAGGCAGUGGGUCACCAGGAAGAACAACCAAAUGGCAUGAUGUUCUACUCAUAUCAUCCAAAUGAACCUCUAAGCAAAGAGCGAAUAGAAUCUUUCAGUGAUGGUGUAUAUGCAAUUGUAGCCACCCUUUUGAUUUUGGAUAUAUGUGAAGAUAAUGUUCCAGAUCCCAGUAAAGUGAGAGAGGAAUUUGAAGGAAACCUGAUUGCUGCCUUAAGUGUUUAUGGACCAGAAUUCCUUGCUUACUUUGGAUCUUUUGUGACUGUGGGACUUCUGUGGUUUGUUCACCACUCUCUUUUUUUGCACAUCACAAAAACAACAAGACUGAUGGGCUUGCUUAAUACUUUCUCUCUAGCCUUUAUUGGUGGCCUUCCCUUGGCUUAUCAGCUAACUCAUGAGUUUCCAAAGAAUUCUCUCAAUGAACUUGAGGCAAUACAAAUCAGCUGUGUUAUUAUCUUUUUUGCUGGAAUCUUCCAGCUUGCUAUCUGGGUUACUGCUCUUUUCAGUGAAAAAGAAACUUUACAUGUAUAUGUGCGUUAUGGAGGUAAAGAACAUGCGUUUAUGUUUGCCAAGCUUGCACUUUACCCCUGUGUUACCCUUACAACAUUCUUUCUCACUUGUAUAUUGAGAAGAUUUAGUGCUCAGAUAUUUCACCUCAUGGAAAUCAUUGUACCAUUUGCCUUCCUAGCCCUUCGGAUUGUUGUAAGAAUAGUCUUAGCACUUUUAAAGCUGGUGUUUUGUCCAUCCAAAUCAGUACAUAAUGCAGAUGAUGAUACUCGUUUGCCUUUUAACCGUGUACUGUCCUAGAAUUAUCAUAUUUCAAGGAAAAUAUUGACAUUAUGAAUGUAUAGAGUAUGGGUUUGUUUAAAUGAGGGUUUAUUGCUGCUACAGGCAUGCUGUCUUCAGUUUAAUACCUGCCCAAACAUUUUAUUUAUAAUACUUAUUAUAUAAUACAAUACAUACAAUUCAAGUAUAGUAACAGUUUCAUGACAAGGAAAAUAUAGACAAUAGAUAAAAACUACUAACCGAUUUCCACAUUGUUUGUUUUCCAAAACAAAUUGUAAGCUUGGCCCAAGAAUAAGUACUUUGCCUCCACUUCCUAGUGUCCUAAAUGCAAAGAAUGUUUUAACAGUUUUUUUGCUAUACUUUUUUUUUGGUUUUGUAAAAUCACUGUCUUUUGCAUAUUACUUCAAAAGUUCCUGGCAGGCCAAAUUUCAAUAGAAACUACACUAAUAAGAUGAAUAGAUGCUUCACUGCCAACCAGGCAACAUAGGCAUCUAUUAAUGCCUAAACCGGGAUAGGAACAGUGGUAAUUUAUUGUGCUCACCUUGCACAUUAAAGAACAUACUUAUUAGUUAAUAUUAAACUGCUGUUUGGAUGAUCUUUAAACAUUUGAAAGUAAUUACAGUGUAUGUUACAAAUGAAUAUGAAUAAAUGUAUAAUUAUACAUACUCUGCUCAUUAGAUUGUACAAAGUUUACAGUUGAACACUUUGUAUUGAGAAAAGUGAGGUAUCAAAAAAGUAACAGGUUACUUUUGUAUUCUCAAAUUAUUUUUAAGAAUCAAACUGAAUAUUUUCUCUAAUAUUUGUUUUCAUACAACAUUUAGAAACAGCUUUAAAAACCAUUAUCAGAUAUUACAAAAUAGUUUAUAGCCCUUCAGAUGACAGAGAUACACUGAUACCAUUGUCUUUAUUAUAAUUUUUGAGAAUUUAAGAAGCCCAGCAAUUAAGCAGGAUGUUUUUGGAGACUUUCCUUCAUUUUGUUCAAAAUAUGAAAUGUAAUUCAAAGUUACUGUAUAAGUAUAAUAUACAUUCCAGUGCCAAAUGGUUUUCUGCAUUUAACUUUGAUUUGUGUGUCAUUUUAGGCUACUGCAUGAAAACAAAAACUAAAAGUGAUCAAACUUACAUAUGCAGAAAAUGCAUUACUAUUUUUUGGCACAUUUUUGUGGCAUCCUUUCUCUUUAAUACAAUUUGCAUAAAAUAAACCACACAAUUCUGGCAAAAACAACCAGCAUGAUUGCAUGCUGUAGUAAUUUGUCCUUAUUGCUGCUUAGUUCCUUUUUUAUUUGGAUAACAGAAAUGUAUCAUUAGAACACUCUAGACGAGAACAGGCCAUCCAGCCCAAAGCAGCUCACCAGUCCUGUCCACUUAUUUCUUCCAAAAAAACCCAUCAAGUCGAGUUUUGAAAGUCCCUAAAGUCUUACUGUUUACCACACUACUUGGUAGCUUAUUCCAAGUAUCUAUCGUUCUUUGCGUAAAGAAAAACUUCCCAAUGUUUGUGCGAAAUUUACCCUUAACACGUUUCCAACUGUGACCCCAUGUUCUUGAUGAACUCAUUUUAAAAUAACAGCCUUGAUCCACUGUACUAAUUCCCUUCAUAAUUUUAAACACUUUAGUCAUGUCACCUCUUAAUCUUCUUUUGCUUAAACUGUAUAGGCUCAGCUCCGUUAAUCUUUCCUCAUAAUUAAUCCCCUGUUGUCCUGGAAUCAGCCUAGUCGCUCUUCUCUGGACCUUUUUGUAGCCUGGAGACCAAAACUGCACACAAUACUCAAGAUGAGGCCUCACCAGUGCAUUAUAAACGUGGAGCAUAACCUCCUUGGACUUGUACUCCACGCACUGUGCCAUAUAACCUAACAUUCUGUUAGCCUUCUUAAUGGCUUCUGAACACUGUCGGGAAGUCGAUAGCUUAGAGUCCACUACAACUCCUAAAUCCUUCUCAUAAGGUGUACUCUUGAUUUUCCAACCACCCAUUGUGUAUUCAAAUGUAAUGUAAUCAUGUAAUGUUAAAUGAUGAAUGAAAGAGAGUAAGUUGCAGGGUCUCUGCUUUCUUACAGAAUACUGCAAUGGCAUAUUUGCAUAAAAUGGCACCCUGUGUCAGGAAAAAAACACUUAUUUCCACACUCCUUUUAGAUGGUACCUUUAACAGUGCUUCACAUUUUCUGGCUUUCUGUAAAGCUGUAUAUAGAUUUGUUUCACUUUGUGCAUAACGCAAACUAAGUUUUCCUGGUUAAGUAUGUUUUUUCAAUUCGCAGCCUAAGUCCAGCUUUCAUUUUUAUAUUUAAAAAUCUCAUACAGAUAACAAGAAGUUUUAUUUAUUUGGGUUUCUUGUUUUAUAUUAUUGAUAUCUUUUAUUUUAAAUUAAGCAAACUGACUACAGCCGUAACACAUUUUCCUAAAGUGUAAGCAGUGAUUUAGCUAAAAAAGAAAUGCAUCUAAAUAGUUGUACUUAAUUUCUCUAUUUCGGAAGCACCUUGUGAUUAUUUUCUCUAUACAAAUUAAAGACAUUUUGUAACUUCAUCAAGUGUAAAAAUUAGUAUGAAAACUUUCAGUAGAGUUAAAAUCUGGACAUUACAGUCUGUCAAAAAUUGAGUGUAUUCCUAACGCAUUGGUUUGUCUUCUUUUGUACAGUUUAUGUUUACAGCCUUUUGUAUAUACAGUAGUGUAAUGAAAUUCUUAUUUGCAUGUCUCCCACAGACUGUCUAGAUACAGUAGUACAAUACCAACAACACGCAACAAAAGCAAACAAAGUGAAUACAUCAUUAAAUGCAACAUCAGAUGCUAUACAGGGUGAUUUAAAACAUUGAACACUUUCAAAAGUUGAUUACUCAGUACGUCUCAUCUGAACAUGUAGCAUGCACUGAAGUGUUCAGUUGUUUUUGAAUCACCAUAUGUACAGAAUACACUCAAGCACUUGUGAGUAAGGGCUACUGCUACCUUAUGGCCUAUGGCAGUACCUGUCCAUGAAUCUUGUGGUAUAACUCCUAAUGGUACUGUAUUGUUCGCUGUAAUGGAGGAGGGACAAAAGUGAUUGCUCAGGAUAGGAUGACUGAGGUCUUUUAUAUUACUGUCCAUCUUUCUAUGGCAGCAUAUUUUAUACAGUGGUGUGCAAAAGUGUUCAAUCCCUUUGAAAAUCAUAAUUUUCUGCAUGACAAAAUAUUUGUACACAUAUUUAUACAUUCAGUAUUUGUAAUAUAACAAUACAUGAAAGUCAAAUGAAACCAGACGUAGAUAUUUAACUGAAGAUGAAAAACUCAAAAGUUAGUGCUUGCAUAAGGAUUCAAGCCCUACACAUUAAUACUUUGUUGAGAACACUUUUGCUGCAAUAACGGCCUUAAUUCUUUUGGGGUUAGUAUGUACCAGUUUUGCACAUUGUUCAGUAGUGAUUCAUCCCCAUUCUUCUUGGCAGAAUUUAUAGAGAUCCUCUAGGUUGGUAGAUUGGCGCCUCUGGACAGCAGUUUUCAAAUAGUGCCACAGAUUCCCAAUAGGGUUAAGAUCAGGGCUUGGACUUGGCCAUUCCAGAACAUUCACCUUUCUGUUUUUGAGCCAUUCUAGUGUCACUUUAGCCUUAUGCUUAAGGUCAUUGUUAUUUUGAAAGAUGAAUCUUCUCCUGAGAUGUAGGUUCAUAGCAGACCUAUACCAUGAUGCUGCCACCACUGUGUUUCGCCAGAGGUAUGUUGUUUCUUGAGGCAUGCGCAGUGUUAAUUUUACACCACACAUACCUCUUUGAUGUCUGGCCAAAAAGUUCUGUUUUGGUCUUAUCUGACCAUAAAACCUUCUCUCAUAUCUUAACUGGGUCUUUCUCAAUUUUUUGUAUCAAAUGCAAUACAUGUAUUUAGUUGGAACUUCUUAAGGAAUGGCUUCUUUCUUGCUACCCUUCCGUAAAGGCCAUUUUUAUGGAGAGCUCUUGAAAUUGUGGACCCAUGCACCUUCACUCCAGUUCUAGCCAAAGAGUAUUGCUGACUUCUAAGAGUGAUGAUGGGAUUUGUAGUCACCUCUACCGCAGUCGACAUCAUGUUCUGAUGUUUAGUUUUUAGGGAUGGCCUGUUUUAGUAAGAGUCUGUGUGCUAUGAUGAGCCCUCCACUUUCUGAUGAUGGAUCCAACAGUGCUUUUAAUGGGACAUCCAGACUCUGAUAUUUUUUGUAUCCAUUUCCUGUGUUGUGCAUUUCAAUGACUUUGUUUCUCACAACAGCAGAAUGCUCCUUUGUCUUCAUUUUUGCAGUGAUUGUCCAACAAAAACUAUGGCCACUACAAAGGAUGCUUUUUAUAUCCAGAGAGAUAUUCAGGACUCAUAGGUAGUACCUAAUUAAUUUAAUUAUAGUCACAUGAUUGUCACCUUUGUGUCAUUUGUGUAAACCUGGAGCUUCCAAAGCACAGAGGUUUAAAAUCUUAUGAAAACACUAACAAGUUUUUUUUUCUCUUUAGUUAAAUAUCUACAGAAAAUGGUUCAUUUUGAUUUUGGAAAUAUAUUCUUACAGUAUAACAGUUCACAUUAAAAAUAUUGAAUGGAUAAAUAUGUAUCCAAAUCUUUUGUCAUGCAGAAAAUUAUGAUGACUUUCAAGUGGAUCAAAUACUUUUGCGUUCCACUCUAUAUGUACUGGAAAUAAAGGAACUGUGUCAGUGUAAUAUUCUAAUGUAUUGACUUCACCAUCCUCAAAGUUGCUUUACCAUACUGAGCUGAUGUAGAUGUCAUACAAAGAUGUAAUGGAGCCUGUGACUUUAAUCUUCAAAGAGGACCCAUGUAAGCUGGAAAACUUAGAUGGAGACAUCCUGACUUUGCUCAGACAUAUGCAGAACUAAAUGUAUUAGUGAGUCUUUGAUG
This is a messenger RNA of Erpetoichthys calabaricus (reedfish), 6438 nucleotides long. It is a transcript of the gene tmem175, whose product is annotated as transmembrane protein 175. Gene Ontology annotation, molecular function: proton channel activity; potassium ion leak channel activity. Lineage: Eukaryota; Metazoa; Chordata; Cladistia; Polypteriformes; Polypteridae. The record is from RefSeq and is a predicted model, not a curated record. The transcript is spliced from 10 exons. Gene Ontology annotation, cellular component: lysosome; endosome. Bases 98 to 1645 code for a protein of 515 amino acids.